Messenger RNA from Penicillium malachiteum, 4032 nucleotides. RefSeq names its product RNA helicase. Gene Ontology annotation, molecular function: ATP binding; RNA binding; protein binding. The coding region runs from base 1 to 4032 and encodes 1343 amino acids. NCBI's taxonomy places the organism in Eukaryota, Fungi, Ascomycota, Eurotiomycetes, Eurotiales, Aspergillaceae. Gene Ontology annotation, cellular component: intracellular anatomical structure. The record is from RefSeq and is a predicted model, not a curated record. The transcript is spliced from 3 exons.
AUGCCCCCCAAGAAGAAGGCCGGUAAUCCGGGAGGUCCCAAGCCUGGUACCAAACAGGCAAAGGCUGCGGCUGAGAACAAAGAUAAGAAACCUGCUGCCACACUGGAAGAGCCCAAGAAACCUACGGUGAAGGAGGUAAUUGGUGGCGCAUCAUGGACUGGCAAGUUACCUGUGAAUAUGCUCUCGGAGCAUUGCCAGAAGCAAAAAUGGGAGAGACCAGAGUAUAGCAUGACCACUGAUAGUUCCAAUUGCGAUCCACAGAUUCAUGUUUCCGGCGGCCAUGUCUCUGCGGUGACGCUUAAAAAAGUAGACCCCAAGACUCGCGAAUUGAUAGUCCUUCCUCCGAUGAAACUACCUCCAUCCUAUAAAGAGCUUGCCGCUCAAGCAACAGCGCUCGAGGCCCGUCAUUUCGCCGCAGCAUGGGCACUCUUCCGUGUGUGCAAUAUGCGUAAUAUCCAUAUGAUGAUGCCACCAACUUAUAAGAAGCUCUGGAAAGAGGAAUUUGCCGAAAUAAAGGUAGCAGAGACUCGAGAAGGAAAGGGUUGGUUGUAUGAGGCAGAUCCAUUCUUAGCCAAGCAAGAACGUGAAAGUGCGGCUGCGGACCUGGAAAAGAAGAGGGUGGAACGGGCCAAGAUGCAAGCUAAAGAGAAGGUCUCCUCUACUGACCUUGGUCUUGGAGGUGGUGAUAAUAAGAGCAAACGUAUUUGGUCUCAAGCGCCCAAAGUCGAUAUGGGUACUCGCAUCCGCCGCGAUAUUGAGGGUCUCUUGCGACAGCAUACAACCUGGAAUCCAUAUGAGAUCAAGAUUCCAGACGCAGAUAAGAAAGCAAUCGUCGAAGAAUUCUCAAAACUGGGAUUCCGUCGAAGCCAUGUGGAAGAAGCUGCAGCGGAAUGUAAAGACCGGGAAGAAGUACUGGAAUGGCUCUUGGUGUAUGUGCCUGAAGAUGAUCUGCCUCGAUGGAGUUUGCCGGAAGGGUAUUCGGCUGGUGUAAGUCUCGCUGCUGGAGACCUCGCACGAGAGGCUAAGAUUAAACGUCUUGCCUCUAUCGGAUAUCCCGCAGACCUAUGUACUCAGGUUCUUGAUAAGAAUAAUGGUGACGAGCUAGCAGCGGCAGAGUAUCUACAACGCACACUGGCAUAUGGGUCCGACUUUGCUUCUACUUCGAUUCCGGAAGGGAAUCCAGAGGCAUGGGCAGAGGAGCAAGACACCUUAGAAGCCAUUUUUGGAGAGCGCUACCACCGUGUCUCUCCUAGGGUCUGCGAGAUCAAGAGCGAGGCGCCUGAGAUCCCAGAGGGCACCUCGUUCCGUUUCCAGGAGCCAUCUUCACAUUACCCGUCUGCACCACCGAUAAUCUCAAUUCAAGGCAAGGGAUUCCCUGCUUAUAUCCGACUCAGUGCUAUUCGUCGAGCCGUGCAGCAUGCCGAAGAGAACUUCUCAGGCGAGUCUAUGAUUUUCAAUAUCAUGGAUUGGCUAGAAAUUAGUCUACCCUACAUCGUGGAAAAUCCAGGUCGACUUCGUGAGAUCUCUGCGGUUAGUGCUUCUCCAGCUGCCAACACACACGAGAUCCCUGUGCGCUCGUCUCGUAAACAGCGCCGAGGCAUUGACUGGAAGGCCUUUUCGCCGGCUAGCGCAGCACUCCUUGACGCCUGGGAAGCCAAGCAAGACACUGCUGCGCAAGUCGAAAUGUGUCGUAAGAGACAGUCACUUCCUGCUUGGAAUACUCAAGAUGCCAUCAUUGAAGCUGUCAACUCACACCAGGUAACCAUUAUCUCUGGUGAAACUGGUAGUGGUAAGAGUACACAGUCUGUCCAAUUCGUACUGGAUGACAUGAUUCGCCGAGGACUAGGAGGUGCUGCGAACAUCAUAUGUACCCAGCCUCGUCGUAUUUCCGCCCUAGGUCUUGCGGAUCGAGUCAGUGAUGAGCGUUGUUCUACCGUCGGUGAUGAAGUUGGUUAUGUGAUCCGUGGAGAGUCCAAAGCUAAGCAGGGCACGACCAGAAUUACCUUUGUCACUACCGGUGUUCUACUACGUCGCAUUCAAUCCGGAGGUGAUGCUGAUGGCAAUGUCGCCAGCUCGCUGGCUGAUGUGUCGCAUGUUGUAGUUGAUGAGGUUCACGAGCGCAGUCUCGAUACUGAUUUCCUCUUAGCGCUGCUACGGGAUGUUUUGCGGGUUCGCAAAGAUUUGAAGGUCAUCCUCAUGAGUGCCACGCUGGACGCCAACAUCUUCAUGAACUACUUUGGUGGAAGCAGAUCUGUGGGCCUUGUUAAUAUCCCUGGACGAACCUUCCCAGUCAAUGACUACUACUUGGACGAUGUCAUUCGGGAUACUGGAUUUGCUCCAGAGCUAAAUGAAUGGGACGAGGAUGAAGAGGACUCUUCUCGAGGAGAGGAAACAUUGGGCAAAGCUUUGCGCAGUGUUGGAAUGGGCAUCAACUAUGAUUUAAUCGCAACCACCGUUGAAUACAUCGAUGCUCAACUGGGUCACAACCCGGGAGGCAUCUUGAUCUUCCUUCCAGGAACAGUGGAGAUCGAAAGAUGUUUAAACGCAGUCCGCAGACUUCCUAACGUGCACCCACUGCCACUCCAUGCGUCUUUGCUACCAGCAGAGCAGCGCCGUGUUUUCCAAAGCCCACCUCAUGGCAAGAGAAAGAUCAUCGCAGCAACCAAUGUAGCCGAGACAUCAAUCACCAUUGAGGAUGUCGUCGCCGUCAUUGAUACUGGCCGUGUCAAAGAGACUAGCUACGAUCCAAAGGACAACAUGGUCCGACUACAAGAAGUCUGGGCAUCACAAGCAGCGUGCAAACAGCGUCGUGGUCGAGCCGGCCGUGUCCGUGCUGGUACAUGCUACAAGCUAUACACUCGCAAAGCCGAAUCCAAUAUGGCCCAACGACCAGAUCCAGAAAUCCGCCGUGUACCCCUCGAACAGCUCUGUCUAUCUGUCAAAUCCAUGAAGGGUAUCGACGAUGUAGCCACAUUCUUAGCCAACACAAUCACCCCGCCAGAGAGCAUCGCCGUCGAAGGCGCUCUCAGCUUCCUACACAGAGUCGGCGCCCUAGAUCACAAUCGUCUCACCGCACUGGGUCGUUACCUCUCUAUGAUCCCAGCUGAUCUCCGCUGUGCCAAACUAUUGAUCUAUGGCUCAAUUUUCGGCUGCAUGGAACCAUGUCUUACUGUCGCCGCAAUCUUAACAGUGAAAAGUCCAUUCGUCUCUCCUCGUGAAAGACGCGAAGAGGCCAACGCUGCGAAAUCAUCUUUUACUCGUCCUGGAGACGGUGACCUUCUCACCGAUCUAUCAGCCUACCAGUCCUGGUCCGAGCGAGCCCGUGCUCAAGGUUACUGGCAGACCCAGUCCUGGUGCGGUGUGAACUUCCUAUCUCAUCAGACCCUGCGUGACAUUUCGUCCAAUCGAGCUCAAUUCGUCACAUCUUUGAAGGAUGCUGGUCUCUUACCAGUAGAUUACAACGAUGGAGCAGGCGCAUGGAACCGCAAUGCCUCAAACCGGAAUCUUAUCCGCGCGCUCAUUGCAGGUGCUUUCCAACCGCAGGUUGCUCAGGUUUCGUUCCCAGACAAGAAAUUCGCUAGCUCGGUUACUGGUACAGUUGAAGUUGAUCCGGACGCUCGGACAAUUAAGUACUUUAAUCAGGAGAACGGGCGAGUUUUCAUUCAUCCGAGCUCGAUUCUCUUUUCUGCACAGGGAUACCCUAGUUCUGUGGCCUAUCUCAGUUAUUUCACAAAGAUGGCUACUAGCAAGGUGUUUAUCCGUGAUUUAACCCCUUUCAACGCUUACUCGCUUCUUCUCUUCUGUGGCUCUAUUACACUCGAUACUAUGGGCCGUGGACUCCUGGUAGACGGCUGGCUCCGACUACGUGGAUGGGCGAGGAUCGGUGUUCUUGUUUCACGGCUGCGUACCAUGUUAGAUGAGGCGCUUGCUGCACGAAUUGAUAAUCCUGUACUAGGAGCAGAUGGCGGAGCCGGGGAUAGAGUGAUCGAGGCUGUUAAAAGGUUGAUUGAGUUUAAUGGUCUGGACCAGUGA